Messenger RNA from Brassica rapa (field mustard), 685 nucleotides. Its product is annotated as 60S ribosomal protein L22-2. The record is from RefSeq and is a predicted model, not a curated record. NCBI's taxonomy places the organism in Eukaryota, Viridiplantae, Streptophyta, Magnoliopsida, Brassicales, Brassicaceae. Gene Ontology annotation, cellular component: ribosome. Gene Ontology annotation, molecular function: structural constituent of ribosome; RNA binding. Gene Ontology annotation, biological process: cytoplasmic translation.
UAUAAAUUAGGGCUGCGAGAGCACUUUAAAAGCACAAAAACCCUAAGCCAUUUGCUUUCGUCUCCUCAGCUGAAAAUCGCCGCUCAUCUGUUCAGAGUCAGUUCCACGAUUUGUUCAAGAGAGGAAAAAUGAGUAGAGGAAGUGCAGCCGUUGCCAAGGGAAAGAAGAAGGGAGUUUCCUUCUCCAUUGACUGCUCCAAGCCUGUCGAUGACAAGAUCAUGGAGAUUGCUUCCCUCGAGAAGUUUCUUCAGGAGAGGAUCAAAGUCGGUGGCAAAGCCGGUGCCCUCGGUGAUUCUGUCACAAUCACACGUGAGAAGAACAAGAUCACCGUCACUUCCGAUGGUCAGUUCUCCAAGAGGUAUCUGAAGUACUUGACGAAGAAGUACUUGAAGAAGCACAAUGUGAGGGAUUGGCUGAGAGUGAUUGCAGCCAACAAGGACCGUAACCUCUACGAGUUGAGGUACUUCAACAUCGCUGAGAACGAGGGCGAGGAAGAAGACUAGAAGGAAGAACUGCACACUCCUGUUUCCGGUUUUUGUUUCGUUGUUUGCUCAAAUACAAUUUUAUCAUCGCCCUUGUGUUCUUUAUUGACACAUCUUAUUUUAGUUUUGUUGGAGUUCUUAACUCUUGUUUCAGAGGAUUGUUUAAGAAAAGUAUUUUGGUAAUGAUUCCAAGAAUCUGUUAA